Molecule: messenger RNA, 393 nt
Organism: Trichomonas vaginalis G3
Lineage: Eukaryota; Parabasalia; Trichomonadida; Trichomonadidae
Product: glucose import
Exons: 1
Coding region: 1-393 (130 amino acids)
Biological process (GO): transmembrane transport
Cellular component (GO): membrane
Molecular function (GO): transmembrane transporter activity
Source: RefSeq, a predicted model, not a curated record
AUGACUGGAACAUUGUUCGGUUUAGGCCUUGCACCAAUGCCAUGGUAUUGUUCUCCAGAAAGAUUCACUCUUGCUGUCAGACCAAUGGCUUCUUCCAUUAACGGUAUGACAUCUUGGUUAUUCUCUUUCAUCAUUGUUUAUGCUUCUCCUGCAAUGACAAAAUCUAAGAUAGGUUCCCUCGGAACUUUCUUGUUUUAUGGUAUUGUCGUUAUUGCUGGUACAAUUUUCGGCUUCUUUGUUAUUCAUGAGCCUGACACUGUAGAAGCUCUUGACCAUGAUAGUGAUCCAAACAGUGACCAAAAGGAUGAUGCCGAUGCCAAGGAUUUGGAUAACGAAAAGACAACAGAUAAAGUUGACGAAAAGGCUGAAGAAAAUGUCAAUGCUGAGGCAUAA